Messenger RNA from Eutrema salsugineum, 1032 nucleotides. RefSeq names its product putative methyltransferase DDB_G0268948. Gene Ontology annotation, molecular function: S-adenosylmethionine-dependent methyltransferase activity. The record is from RefSeq and is a predicted model, not a curated record. The transcript has 2 exons. Lineage: Eukaryota; Viridiplantae; Streptophyta; Magnoliopsida; Brassicales; Brassicaceae. Bases 57 to 842 code for a protein of 261 amino acids.
AAGCAACGAGAAAGAAAGGAAAAAAAAAAACAAAAGAGAGAAAGAAGAAAGCAAAAAUGGCCCAAAUGGCUGCUUUGACGAAACACCAAGCUAAUGAUUACUUGAACGCAAGGCCGAAAUAUCCGACAGUGUGGUAUACAGUGUUGGCCGGUCAAACUAGCGACCAUAAGAUGGCUUGGGAUGUUGGGACCGGCAACGGUCAGGCUGCUAUUGGUGUCGCACAAUACUACCAAAAGGUGGUGGCAACUGAUAUAAAUGAAAAACAGAUCGAACUUGCAAAGGCGCACUCAAAAGUCACAUACAUUCACACUCCAGCAUCAAUGUCCGACGACGAUCUAGUGGCUAAGCUCGGUGGAGAAAACUCCAUAGAUCUCAUUGUAGCUGCUCAAUCUCUUCACUACUUUGACCUUAAAAGGUUUUAUUCCAUAGUGAGACGUGUUCUUCGUAAACAAGGAGGUAUAAUCGCGGUUUGGGUCUACAACGACCUCAUCGUCACCCCAAAGGUUGAUUACAUCAUGAAACGUCUGGUGGAUUCAACAAUACCUUACAGAAACCCGACAAUGAAUUUGGCCUUUGAGGGUUAUAAAACAAUAGAGUUUCCUUUUAAAAAUGUAGGAUUGGGGACUCAAGGAAGCCCUAAAGCUCAUGAGAUUCCACAUAAGCUUUCGCUUGAUGGGUUUAUAGGGUUUUUGAAAUCAUGGCAGCCGCUACUGAAGGCUAAGGAGAAAGGAGUAGAGCUUCUAACUCCUUGUAUUAUUAAUGAGAUUAAGGAAGCUUGGGGUGAUCACAAACAAGUCAAGGAUGUUUCUUACAAGGCAUAUAUGCUUGCUGGUAAACUUUAGGUUCGUAAAGUUUGAUAUUGAAACGUUGUAUCAUACUAAUAUGCGUGUCAAUCGGGUUAGAUUAAUCUACCACCUACUUAACUCGUACUUUAGUCUGCUAUCUCAUUUCUUAUUGCACUCUUUUUAUUUUUUCACUGUUGUACCAAAAAUGUUAUCUAUGUGACUACGUCCAGAUUCUGUAUCUUUUCUU